Anthostomella pinea is the source of this 279-nucleotide messenger RNA. NCBI's taxonomy places the organism in Eukaryota, Fungi, Ascomycota, Sordariomycetes, Xylariales, Xylariaceae. The record is from the annotation of a GenBank genome assembly.
AUGGCGAUACCUGAUGUAAUCGACACCACCGCGACAGUCACUUUCUCCGGGCGUCCCUCUACCUUUGCCAUCACAACCGUGCUGCGUGCCGCUUUGGCUACGACUGCUAUGAGCUCCGGUUCGACCUCAAGCUCAGAUGGACAAGCCACUGACUCUACACGUCGUACUUCACAGAUCAUUACUACCUCCGAUAUAGCGACCCCAGCCAGCUACGACAAGUCUAACGACGGAGUCGAGCGUAACAACAAAUACAAGUUCGAGGACAGAGCCAACCUCUGA